CACACAUCGCCAAUCGUCUCGCCUCUCCCCUUCUUUUCCCCUCCUCACACUUCCGGCGGCAGCGCGGCGAGAGCUCGGACCUCGGAGAAAGAGAGAGAGAGAGAGAGCCAUGGCGACAACCGCGGCCCUCCCUUUCUCCUGCGCCGCCACCCUCCAGACCCUGACCCGCACCCUCUCCCCGCGCCGCUCCAUCCUCAUCCACCGCCACCGCCUCCGCUCUCUCGCCGCCUCCCCGCGGCUCCCGGACCGCCCCCGCGCCCGCCUAUGCCGCCCCGUCUCGGCGUCCGCCGCGCCCAACGGAUCCUCCUCCGCGGGGGAGUACGACUACGACCUCUUCACCAUCGGCGCCGGGAGCGGCGGCGUGCGGGCCUCGCGCUUCGCCUCCACCCUCUACGGCGCCCGCGCCGCCAUCUGCGAGAUGCCCUUCUCCACCAUCUCCGCGGACGACCUCGGGGGCCUCGGGGGAACAUGUGUGCUUCGCGGGUGUGUUCCAAAGAAACUGUUGGUGUAUGCAUCUAAGUUCUCUCAUGAGUUUGAAGAGUCUCAUGGCUUUGGGUGGACAUACGAUACUGAUCCAAAGCAUGACUGGAGCACUCUGAUAGCCAACAAAAAUACAGAGCUGCAACGCCUCGUCGGCAUUUACAAAAAUAUUUUGAAGAACGCAGGAGUUGAUCUAAUUGAAGGCCGUGGAAAGGUGGUCGAUGCACAUACUGUUAGUGUGGAUGGCAAGCUGUACACUGCCAAGAACAUACUUAUAGCUGUUGGUGGUCGACCAUCGAUGCCAGAUCUCCCAGGAAUAGAGCAUGUUAUAGAUUCUGAUGCUGCACUAGAUCUGCCGUCAAAACCUGAGAAAAUUGCAAUAGUGGGAGGUGGAUAUAUUGCCUUGGAGUUUGCUGGCAUUUUCAAUGGCUUAAAAAGUGACGUUCAUGUGUUUAUUCGGCAACCGAAAGUUUUAAGAGGGUUUGAUGAAGAGGUCAGAGAUUUCAUUGCUGAACAGAUGUCUUUGAGGGGUGUCACAUUUCAUACUGAACAUAGUCCUCAAGCUAUAACCAAAUCAAAUGAUGGUUUACUAUCUCUGAAGACAAACAAAGAAACUAUUGGUGGGUUUUCACAUGUAAUGUUUGCAACAGGUCGUAAACCGAAUACGAAGAACCUUGGACUAGAGGAGGUUGGUGUCAAAAUGGACAAAAAGGGGGCUAUAGUGGUCGAUGAGUAUUCUCGAACCUCAGUGGAUUCAAUUUGGGCUGUUGGAGAUGUUACUGAUAGGAUCAACUUGACUCCGGUUGCACUGAUGGAAGGUGGAGCAUUUGCGAAAACUGUAUUCGGUGAUGAACCUACCAAACCAGAGUACAGAGCUGUACCAGCUGCUGUUUUCUCCCAACCACCCAUUGGGCAAGUUGGCCUUACCGAGGAGCAGGCUAUUGAAGAGUAUGGAGAUGUUGAUGUCUACUUAUCAAACUUCAGACCUCUUAGAGCCACUCUUUCUGGAUUACCUGAUCGCGUACUAAUGAAGCUCAUUGUGUGUGCUACCACGAACAAAGUUGUAGGAGUGCAUAUGUGUGGUGAUGAUGCCCCUGAGAUAAUCCAGGGAAUUGCAAUUGGUGUUAAAGCUGGGUUGACAAAGCAAGAUUUUGAUGCCACUGUUGGCGUUCACCCGACAUCUGCAGAGGAAUUUGUCACUAUGAGGAGUCCAACUAGAAAAGUACGAAGAAAAACUGCAGCCGAGGCAGAGUCUAAGGAUGAGGUCGUCGCUCAGAAGUAGAUAAUGCCGUUGACCGCUGUACAUAGAAGUCAUUCUUGAGGACGAGUCCCUGCCACCACGCGAAACCUGACUGGAAAUACGCAGCUAGACUUGUGCACAGUUGCCCGAGAAAUCUGCCACAAUGAUUGUAUCAUAACGAUGAAUGUCCACCUCUGCUUUUUUGCCCCUCCCAUCUGCGCAUUUUCUUUGCUGCUUGAGGCUUGAGCACGCUGGUCGUUGAGUUUCUUUUCCCCAUCUGCUAUUCAUGUAAUAAAUGGUGUACAAUGUGGCUGUGGGUGGGUAGUAUCUCAACCUGGAAACGCCGCUCCGGAAUACUAGAAAACCAGUGAAGAGUACAAGUACUAGUGACGUGGACGUGGUUUUCCCCUUGAUUCGUUCACCUGUGCUGGCUUGUAUCAUGUGUUAUUACCAGCAAAUCUACCGUCACCAGUUAAAAA
Molecule: messenger RNA, 2199 nt
Organism: Hordeum vulgare subsp. vulgare (domesticated barley)
Lineage: Eukaryota; Viridiplantae; Streptophyta; Magnoliopsida; Poales; Poaceae
Product: glutathione reductase, chloroplastic
Exons: 11
Coding region: 110-1762 (550 amino acids)
Biological process (GO): cell redox homeostasis; glutathione metabolic process; cellular response to oxidative stress
Cellular component (GO): mitochondrion; cytosol
Molecular function (GO): flavin adenine dinucleotide binding; glutathione-disulfide reductase (NADPH) activity; NADP binding
Source: RefSeq, a predicted model, not a curated record